AGUCAUAUUGUCAUAGUGACAGAGUGAGUCACAUAUCCCAAAAUUCCAAUCACAUCCCUCUACAGUUGAGCUCUAGUCUCUACUAGUACAACCUCCCUUCACCAAUCACCACACUCUUCUCCAAUGAAAUCGUGCUCCACAAAAUCUCAUCCAAUAAACAACUAAACCACCAGCUCUCCCUACAAACACAACAACCCCAAAAAAAAAACUAUCAACACAAAAAUGGAAAACACCAACACAAAACCAAAAACCAAGCACGUAGUCAUAAUCCCAAGUCCAGGAAUGGGUCAUGUUAUCCCACUCGUAGAAUUCGCAAAACUCCUCCACUUCAACCAUCACUUCUCAAUCUCUCUCCUCCUACCAAACUCCGGACCACCAACUUCUGCUUUAACAACUUUCUUAGCCACUUUACCGUCUGCCAUAUCCUACACAUUUCUCCCUUCUGUCGACCCAACUCUCCUCCCUCCUAACGUAGCUCAUGAAGUUACCAUCAAUAUCAUCCACUCUCACUCUCUUUCAUCUGCACGAUCUGCUAUCUCUUCGCUAUCUAAUGUUGUUGCUGUCGUUACCGAUCUCUUCGGUACCGACUACUUUCAAGUUGCUCGCGAGCUGCUCAUCUCGCCUUUUUUGUAUAUUACUACCAACGCUUAUGCGUUGAUGUUCUUUUUUAACUUCCCACGGGUGUAUAAAACAGUGUCGUGUGAGUUCCGGGAUAUGGAGGAUCCAUUGGUAAUGCCUGGGUGUGUGCCGCUUUAUGGUAAGGAUUUUGUUGAUCCUGUGCAGGAUCGUAAUGAUGAGGCUUAUCAUGUGUUUCUUUAUCAUAUUCAGAGGUAUAAUAUGGCUGAGGGUAUUUUUGUUAAUUCCUUUGUGGAUCUUGAGCCCGGUCCGAUUAAUGCUUUGAGAUCCGGGGAUUCAAAUUCGACUAAAAUCUACCCGGUUGGACCGGUGAUUCAAUCCGGUUUGGGAGGGGAUUCGGAUGACAGGUUCGAGUGUUUGACUUGGUUGGACCGGGAACCACCCGGUUCGGUUUUAUUUGUAUCAUUUGGGAGUGGGGGGACUUUAACUUAUGAACAGAUUAUUGAGUUGGCAGUUGGGUUAGAAAAAAGUGAGCAAAGGUUCUUGUGGGUUGUUAGAGCUCCUAGUAAUUCAACUUUUGGGUCGUUUUUCACACAAGGUAAUAAAGAUAAUCCCUUCGGGUUUCUUCCUGAGGGUUACUUGGAUAGGAUUAAGGAUCGUGGAUUGUUAGUCCCGUCUUGGGCCCCGCAAAUUAAAGUUUUGAGCCAUAAGUCUACGGGUGGGUUUUUGACUCAUUGUGGGUGGAAUUCAACUUUAGAGAGUAUUGUGUACGGGGUGCCCCUGAUUGCUUGGCCGCUUUAUGCAGAGCAGAAGAUGAAUGCUGUAAUGCUUAAUGAAGGGCUUAAGGUCGCGUUGCGGCCUAAGGCUAGUGAAAGUGGACUUGUCGAAGCAGAUGAGGUUGCUAGAGUUGUCAAGGAUUUGAUGGAAGGUGAAGAAGGUAAGAAAGCAAGAGAGAAGAUGAAGGAAUUUAGUGAAUUAGCUAGAAAGACAAGGAGUCAAGAUGGAGAUUCUACACGAACUCUUAGCCAAGUUGCUCAAAUAUGGAGUCAAAAGUAAUUGAACUCCAAAAAUGAUUUACGGUGUCUUUUAACACUGUUUAUUUGUCUGCCAAGAAACUACCUUUAUGCAAAUGUGAGAAAAUAUCAAGAUGUCCUUGUAACACAUCCAAUAAUCGAUUGUACACUUCUACUUUACGAGCAAAUUUCUUACUUGUAUUUUGAGUUUGGUAAAUUGGUGUUACUUCCUCC
Molecule: messenger RNA, 1823 nt
Organism: Beta vulgaris subsp. vulgaris (sugar beet)
Lineage: Eukaryota; Viridiplantae; Streptophyta; Magnoliopsida; Caryophyllales; Amaranthaceae
Product: hydroquinone glucosyltransferase
Exons: 1
Coding region: 223-1632 (469 amino acids)
Molecular function (GO): UDP-glycosyltransferase activity
Source: RefSeq, a predicted model, not a curated record